CCGAGAGAACGAGCAGGACAAAACGUCUCUUUCUCCGCGUCUUCCUCCAGCUCCGCGUCUCCGGACCCUCCUCACCCACGCGCCAACCCCUGGGUGUCUUCACGACUGGAGCCAGGACAGGAUAAGAAGAAAGAAAUUUCCAAUAGCCUCCACAAUCGGAUUUUUUUUUUAUGUGUUAUUAUUAAUAUUAUUGCUUCAGCGACAUUUCCCUUCUUUUUCUUCUUUCCUCGGCUGAUUUCGUCUCUUUUGUCUUUCGGUGGUGUUUUUUUGUUUUUUGUUUUUUUUUGUUUGUUUGUUUUCUUUUAUUUAUUGCUCCGUUCCGCUGGCUUGCUGGGUUUUGCAGAGGAGCGCCACCAUCCUGUGCUGCCUGACAUGGUUGCAGCGGAAUGAUACACAGAUCCUAGCAUGCAUAUCUGAAGGUUGAUGGAAGAUUGACGAUCCGUUUCUACGUUUUUUUUUUGUAGUAGCCUAGAAGACGCUCCAUCUGCAGAGGUUUCGGAUUUUCCUCCCUCUCUGAGCCGAUCAUCUGCCGCUCCAGCGUUUUCUUUCUUUCUGUCCCCUGCGCAGCAUCUCUCUGUACGCACGGCGCACCACGGAGAAAAAACGCGCAGCUAAACCCACUCCGUCCGUAAGAAACAGGCGUAUUUUCCGAUUCCUAACGCUUUUGCCUUCUCCGAGGACUCGUCUGCUACGGCUACGCUGCGUAAAAAUACACGGAAAAAGGGGGAUUUAAACGCAAACGCAGCCUAAGCAUCCAAGAGCAAGCUCGAAAAUGAUGGCCGGCGGAGCAGUACAGCAAAACGGCAUUUUCUCAAAUCCUCACCAUCACAAUCAACAACCACACAUGGAGUCCGAUCCUCCGGACUCGCGUAAAAGACCCCUGGAGACCCCGACGGAGGCCAGCAGCACCAAACGCACAAACACGGGAGUGGCCUUCCUGCAGCCCCUAUUUGAAACUGAAGGCAUUGUAUUCCCUCACCAAGAAACUGAGACUCAUGAGGAAGGCGAGUACUUCCUGAAGGUUUUGAUUCCCAGCUAUGCGGCGGGUUCAAUCAUCGGGAAGGGAGGUCAGACCAUCGUCCAGCUGCAGAAAGAGACUGGAGCCACCAUCAAACUGUCCAAAUCCAAAGACUUCUAUCCCGGGACGACAGAGCGAGUGUGUCUGAUCCAGGGCACCGUGGAGGCGCUCAACGGCGUCCACGACUUCAUCGCCGAGAAGGUGAGGGAGAUGCCCCAGAGCACCCAGAAGACAGAGCCGGUCAGCAUCCUGCAGCCGCAGACCACCGUCAACCCGGACCGCGUCAAACAGGCCAAGCUGAUCGUCCCCAACAGCACGGCGGGGCUGAUCAUCGGUAAGGGCGGCGCCACAGUCAAGGCGGUGAUGGAGCAGUCCGGGGCGUGGGUCCAGCUGUCCCAAAAGCCCGAGGGCAUCAACCUGCAGGAGCGCGUGGUCACCAUCAGCGGCGAGCCCGAGCAGAACCGAAAAGCAGUGGAGAUUAUUGUCCAGAAGAUCCAGGAGGACCCACAGAGCUCCUCUUGCCUCAACAUCUCCUACUCCAACAUCACAGGGCCCGUCGCCAACUCCAACCCCACCGGGUCCCCGUACGCCAACUCGACCGAGGUCAUGCCGGCCGCGGCGGCCGCUGCAGCAGCUACCGCCUCCUCUCUGCUCGGCCAGGCGGGCCUGGCUGGGGUGGGAGCCUUCCCAACCACCAUGUCCAGCCUCUCAGGCAACGACCUGCUCGCCAUCACCUCCGCCCUCAACACACUGGCCAGCUAUGGGUACAACACCAACUCUCUGGGCCUGGGGCUGAACCCUGCUGCAGCCUCAGGGGUGUUAGCCGCCGUAGCAGCUAACGCCAACCCAGCAGCGGCCGCCGCAGCUAACUUGUUAGCAUCCUAUGCCAGCGAUGCAUCCACCAGCGCAGCUCAUCCUGCAGCCAGCCUCGGAGGCUUCUCCCUGGGAUCCCUAGCUGCUGCUACGGGGGCCACCAACGGCUACCUGAGCGCCGCGUCGCCACUGGUGGCGUCAUCUCUACUGGCCACAGAGAAGCUCGCAGAAGGAGCGAAGGAAGUGGUCGAGAUCGCUGUGCCAGAGAACCUCGUGGGCGCCAUCUUGGGGAAAGGAGGGAAGACGCUAGUGGAGUACCAGGAGCUGACCGGUGCCAGGAUCCAGAUCUCCAAGAAAGGCGAGUUCAUCCCCGGAACUCGGAACAGGAAGGUGACCAUCACAGGUUCCCAGGCCGCCACGCAGGCUGCACAGUACCUGAUCAGCCAGCGAAUCACCUACGAGCAGGGGGUACGCGCCACCAACCCACAGAAGGUGGGCUAAACCUGACAGCCAAUGAGAAACGAGGAGGAAAAGAGGAAAAAAAAAAAAAAAAAAAAGAGAGU
Messenger RNA from Stegastes partitus (bicolor damselfish), 2394 nucleotides. It is a transcript of the gene nova2, whose product is annotated as NOVA alternative splicing regulator 2. Gene Ontology annotation, molecular function: RNA binding. The transcript has 5 exons. Lineage: Eukaryota; Metazoa; Chordata; Actinopteri; Pomacentridae. Bases 773 to 2332 code for a protein of 519 amino acids. The record is from RefSeq and is a predicted model, not a curated record.